Cydia fagiglandana is the source of this 484-nucleotide messenger RNA. RefSeq lists its product as uncharacterized. NCBI's taxonomy places the organism in Eukaryota, Metazoa, Arthropoda, Insecta, Lepidoptera, Tortricidae. Bases 87 to 416 code for a protein of 109 amino acids. The record is from RefSeq and is a predicted model, not a curated record. The transcript has 3 exons.
UUCAAUUGUUUAGUUCGUUUACUGUUAUUUUAUUUAUGUAAGCGAUCGUUUAUUAGAUUAUUGACUCAAUAAAACACAUCCUCACGAUGUCAAUAAAGUCCGCCGAUGCACUAACAAAUAAGUUGCAGCAAGAUCUCCUGAAUGAGUUGGUAACAACAAAUCAUCUUCUGCAAUUAAUCUCUCAAGAAUUACAAGAGAUCAAACAAUUAACAAGACCUGGUGGAGAAUUUGAAUCAAAUGUUGCUAAGAACACCGCUUUAACAAAACUACUGGCCGAUAUGCAUCAUAUUGAUGUAGACAAACUACCACCUGUUGCACGAAUGCGCAUAGACUUGAACCAUCCUUCAAAUCAAAACCAAUCUUACGAGGAACAUGACACGUUUAGGAAUAACUCCACUAUGGAAGAAGAUAAAUAAAAACAAACAUCACGAAAAUAAUUAAGCUGAAUUAUUAGGAUAAGUACCAAAUAAAUGAGCCAAUAAUA